AUGAAUAAAGCUAUUCCAAUUUUAGCCACUAUUUUAGGUGUUUUUGUCAUCAUGAUGCUCUUUGUCAUCGUGUAUGUAAUGUUCUGUUAUACCGUGUUUAUUGAUAAUGAACCUUAUAAGUUUUGGGAGUUAAGAAAUGGUCAUGAUACUGAAAAUCCAUCAUUAACCGCCGUGAAAAGUCUUGAUCAAGAACUGACGGUGGUGGGAAGAGAGGUUCCUGGCGGAGUUUUGAUUGAUGGGUCUAGUCAGGAGUAUCUUAGUGCUUUAGAUGAAAGUUUCAUCGAAGAUGCCCAUAUCGAUGAUGCUAAUAUUGAUGAUACUAAUAUUGACGAUACUGGAGAUGAUACUGAAGAUGAUAGUUUGAAUCGAACCCUUAUCCUUCAGAACCUUCUACCCACUUCCCUGGUUAGGAAAGUACCUGACCCAUACUCUGAUAAUUUUAUCAACAUUGGUGGGAUAGUGGUGGUAGUUAAAUGUUUCCAAUCUUUAAUACCAGGAGAUUUAUUAAGAAUAGUUAAAUUUUCCUCUAAAACAAAUGAUGAUAAUUAUAAAUUUGAAGAUAUCAUGUGUUCAGGAAUCAUUUUAAAUACUCUCUUAGAAGUUAAGGGUAACAAAGUAGUGUUAAAAUUCAAGAAUCAUGAAGAGGAGUUAAUGAAAGAGUUCCCUUUAACGUGUGUAAGUUUGGAAUCCACGCUUUUAUCGAGUCUUUAG
Messenger RNA from Yamadazyma jaroonii, 711 nucleotides. The record is from the annotation of a GenBank genome assembly. NCBI's taxonomy places the organism in Eukaryota, Fungi, Ascomycota, Pichiomycetes, Serinales, Debaryomycetaceae.